GUCGUGUAGUGCGCAAGUCGACUUUUCAGUCGGACUCGGACGCAAUCCCUUGUUGCCGCGCGAUCCACAGACCUACCUCGGAAGUCGUGGACGUGUGUGUGCUAGCGUAGCUGCCUCCCGUUGUUGAGUAAUCCAUCUCUCUCGUGUGUGUGUCUUCUUGCCCCACCACGCACCUUCCUGUGACUCCAUGAGCUUGGUCAGCUUGGUCGAUCACUUCAAGAAGAAAAAGGUCAAGCGAAGCCGCGGCAGUAUGUCGCGCGCCACCUCUUCGACCCUGGACGACGCAGACGCGUCCGCAUUGGCUGCGUUCGAUCUGUGUCUGACGUCGCUGCAAGUUGCCGCGGAGACGCGCGACGUUGCGUUCAUGAUCCCUCCCACGCCGCUUGGGUCCCCAAUCCAUACAUCAACUCGCUUUGCGAAGCGCUCUCGUCUUCCAUCUGUCGACGACGAGCAAGAAGUCGAUGCGGCCGAAGGCGAUGCUGCCGGCAGUGCCCUGGUUAUCCUCAGUAGCCGUCUCGAAGACGAGCUGGGCCUCCUUCAAAAGCGCGAAUGGAAACGCACCAAGAAAUCGCACCAGCAGCUUGGCUUUUAUGCCAUCACGUCGGCCUUUCACCGUGCUCUGGCCGAACGCAAUGCGGCGCAACCUUGCUCCACUGCCGAAUGAGUUGUGAACCAUCCUGUAGAACUUGCUGUAUUUAAGAAUGAACCAUAUACCUUACAACUACCCCUACGUCACAUGAUGCAUUGUUUCCCGAACUAUUUCAAUCCCCGACGAGUCCAUCGCAUGAGGAGUAGAAUCUAAAGCAAUCUUCGCGACCCUCCGUCCAUACACGUAAACCGUCGCAGCCGACUACAGUACUUAUCGCUCGCCACUUGCCACGUAUACAAACAGCGUCCCCGCAGUCCCUUGAACACGACGAUACGCCCAUUCUACAUAAUGAGACUCCACACCCUCGUACCAUGCUUCUUCCGCCAUCGUCGCCGCCGUCCAAUUCCACGGUUCGUCCGCAUUUCGCCGCUUCCGG
Messenger RNA from Aphanomyces astaci, 1025 nucleotides. RefSeq lists its product as hypothetical. The coding region runs from base 188 to 664 and encodes 158 amino acids. The record is from RefSeq and is a predicted model, not a curated record. The transcript has a single exon. Lineage: Eukaryota; Oomycota; Saprolegniomycetes; Saprolegniales; Verrucalvaceae.